AUGUCUUCUCCGCGCGUGGAUUACAUUGCGCCCUGGUGGACUUACUGGCUUCAUAAUUUCCCUCAUAUCAACCUGAGGUUUCAGCCCAUUGACAACGGCUUCCAGCCAGAAGAGGAGAACUACCAGCAGUCACUCAUAUUCCUGAGCUGUGUGGCGGCUGCAGGCCUGGGCCUGAAUCUGUUAUGUCUGGCCAUCUACCUGAGCUGCCUGUGCUGCUGCCGCAAGGAGGAGGAGGAGGAGAGCAAGAAGUCCAACUCCUGCUGUGUUACCUGGUCUGCCGUCGCCGCCGGCCUCAUCAGCUGUGCGGCGGUGGGUGUGGGUUUCUAUGGCAACAGCGAGACCAACGAUGGGGUGUACCAGUUGACCUACUCCCUGUACAAUGCCAAUCACACCCUUAGAGGUGUGGACAGCCUGGUGACCGGCACCAUGGGCAGCAUGCGAAGUGGGCUGCAGCAGCAUCUGGCACGGCUGGAUGAGAUCUUUGCCACGCGGGGUGACUACGUGCAGACCCUGCAGUUCAUGCAGCAGAUGGCUGACAACGUGAUCAAGCAGCUGCUGGGGCUUCCUGACUGGGAGGAGGUGAAGGUUGACCUGGCCUUCGCUGCAGAUCUGACUACGAACAUAGAGUACUACAGGUGGCUGACGUACCUACUGUUGCUCAUCCUGGACCUGAUCAUCUGCCUGUUGGCCUGUUUAGGGCUUGCCAAGCAGUCUCGCUGGCUUCUUACUACGAUGAUGGUGUUUGGAGUGCUGAUGCUGAUCCUGAGCUGGGCCUCGCUGGGAGCCGACCUGGCCACGGCUGUGGGCACCAGUGAUUUCUGUAUAGCCCCCGACAAGUACAUCAUGAGCCAAACGAAAGACAUCGUCAGUGCUGAUAUAGUCCAUUACUAUCUGUACUGCAACCAGACUCGCUCCAACCCGUUCCAGCAGUCUCUGACCAUCUUCCAGAGAUCCCUUACCACCAUGCAGAUCCAGAUUCAAGGCCUGCUGCAGUUUGCUGUUCCCCUUUUCCCAACGGCAGAGAGAGACCUACUGAGCAUCCAGAACUUGCUCAAUACCUCUGAGGCCAGCCUGCACCAGCUGACUGCUCUGCUAGACUGCAGGGGGCUCAACAAGGACUAUGUGGAUGCAUUAGUGGGUGUGUGCUACGACGGGGUUGAGGGUAUGCUUUACCUCUGCCUCUUCUCCAUCCUGGCUGCCUGUGCCUUCUGUGUCAUGCUGUGCGCCAUUCCGCGGGCAUGGAGACAAAUUGCCUGCAGGGAGCAAGAUUAUGACGACAUAGACGAGGAGGACCCAUUCAACCCGCGGGCCAGGAGAACAGGCUCACAGAAUCCCAACCAUGCCAACAUGCACAGCUUCUGCAGCUACAGCAGCAGCAUGGGCAGCCAGAGCAGUCUGCACCCCCCCGCCCCAGCUGUCUCCAAUGCCCCCGUGUCUGAGUAUAUGAACCAAACCGCUCUCUUCGGUGGGAAUCCGCGGUACGAGAAUGUGCCUCUGAUUGGACGAGGCUCACCGCCCCCCUCGUACUCGCCCAGUAUGAGGGCCACGUACCUGUCCAUGACCGAGGAACAGAGUAGACACUUUGGGAAUGACUUCCAGGCGUAGAUGCAACCUCUCCAUCCUCCCUUCAUCAGUCAAAGUGGAGGUCUCACCGGUGUGCAACCACAUGCAGUCAUUGGGGCAAGAGACUGUGGCUACGGCGCUGACCCGCCAGUGUAAAUCUAUAACGGGAUGGGAGUAUCGCCGUUGCCGUUUCGCUACUCCAAACCUCACAGAGAACAAUAUCUAUAAGGUCUCAUCAUUCCAGGGCACCCGCAGUACCUGUACUGUCUCAGGACAAUGAAACCAUAUCUGUAGUGCACCAUGUGAGUUGUGUAUUCAUAACCACAUAGUCCACUUCUCAGCCCCCCCCCCAGCCUCUUGUGGGGGAUUGUCGCUACAAAUUGUUGAUGUACUAGUGAAAUGUUUUUCUCUUUUAGUUCUUGUUCUGGUUUGCUUACCUGACACAUUGUUAGACUAUUUUGGAAAAAUGUGAUGCAUAAACAACUGUGAGGUCAUUGGGCUUUGAAUAAAUCUCGGGAGUCAUGCAACAUACCAACUAUUUGUCAACCACAUCUUGUACCAUGUGUGGAAUUAAUUUGGCACAAUAGUGAUUUGAUCUCCUACAUCUGCGUAAAUCAUUCACUUAGAAAAAAAUAUAUAUAUAUACACCACCAAGGUAACGCAGAACGACUUUGAUGAGGAUUAAUUUCUCACGGUACUAUUGAUAUUAAUUUGUAUCCAGCCGAGGCAAAAUAUUUAAUGAAAUGUGGAAGCAUUUUUUUGUGCCUAUAUAACCACUCCCGCUUCCUCGAUGCCAACAUGUGAUUCUCGUUUUUUGUUUUUUUUUUCCAUUCAUUGAAAGUCUUGAUAUAGAAGUAAGGGUUGGUGUUCAGGAAACAUAACGAGGUGUCUGUACAGAAUAAUAUGAGGAAAAUCUCUGGAAAAAUGUGGGGUCAUGAUGGUCUCUUUUCCACACGGAAAUGAUCGGCUGACAUACACGUGCCAUAUGGUCCCGUGUUAUGCCGUUUCGCUUGGUUUUUGUGAAAUUGUUUAUCUCUCUCUCUCUCACACACACACACACACACACACACACGGUUCAUUGCUCCAAAAUUGUGUCACAUUUUGCCAUCUCCAUAAACUACUUCGACUAAGGCCUCUGUAAAUAACUUGUACAACACCAGUUUGCCACCUCAUUUUGUAUCUUUACUUUGAUGACAAUUUUGGUACUAAUGUCUUUUUUUGGUUGUCCCACUGCGCCACUUUUAUAAUGUAGCUUCUAGUGAUUUGGCUGCCCCCUAUUUUCAACACAGAAUAACAGCACAGUUAUCAUUUAGGGGGCCAUUAUUUCAUGAUGGCUACCUUAUGUUUAUUGAAUAUCAUACAAUUCUACUAGUAUUAAACGAUUCUAGUUUUGGCCAUCAUUUUUAAAGUUAUGCUGCUCUAACAAUAAUAUAGUGAAAUUUUUGGAUAGCAAUUAAUGCCACUAAUUAUUCCAUCUUUACAAAUCAAGUUACAUUUUUUUUAAAAUGUGGUUAUUUAGACCAAAUCUGUUUUUAUUUAGGGAUGUGUAAUACAUCUAACUGACGUUUUUUUGUCAUAGUAGUUGGUGUCAUUUGUUUCAGAGCAUGUUACACUGUACAGUUAAUGCAAGUGGUGCUUAAUUUGUGUGACUCAAGACACUGUGGUGUCAGCGUGUAAUAAAAUACUU
This is a messenger RNA of Lampris incognitus (smalleye Pacific opah), 3250 nucleotides long. It is a transcript of the gene ttyh2, whose product is annotated as tweety family member 2. The transcript has 14 exons. The record is from RefSeq and is a predicted model, not a curated record. Lineage: Eukaryota; Metazoa; Chordata; Actinopteri; Lampriformes; Lampridae. Gene Ontology annotation, cellular component: plasma membrane. Gene Ontology annotation, molecular function: volume-sensitive chloride channel activity; intracellularly calcium-gated chloride channel activity. The coding region runs from base 1 to 1605 and encodes 534 amino acids.